Silurus meridionalis is the source of this 6759-nucleotide messenger RNA. RefSeq names its product potassium voltage-gated channel, Shab-related subfamily, member 1 (gene kcnb1). Gene Ontology annotation, molecular function: delayed rectifier potassium channel activity; protein binding. Lineage: Eukaryota; Metazoa; Chordata; Actinopteri; Siluriformes; Siluridae. The transcript is spliced from 4 exons. Gene Ontology annotation, biological process: protein homooligomerization; potassium ion transmembrane transport. The coding region runs from base 774 to 3251 and encodes 825 amino acids. Gene Ontology annotation, cellular component: membrane; voltage-gated potassium channel complex. The record is from RefSeq and is a predicted model, not a curated record.
CGCUGUGCAGGUUAGUGAAGGGUUAAUCCCUGAUCCUGCCUUUUCUGCACACUAAAACCGCUGCCGCCAAAUCAGCUCCACAGAUUUACCGCUGGACUUGUUGAUUUAUUUCUCUUCCAAUAGAAAAAAAACAACAGCGACGAUUUGUCUUAUACCAGAUAUAUAUGCCCAGACUGGAAGAUAGCGGUCCUCCGCGUGGGCUUUAUUUAAUACUAGACAUGGGAGUAAAGCAGUGACGCUCCUCCUGUUUUCCUUCUCAUUUAUGGGCUUUUCCGUCAUUCUCAUCCUUCAGCUACAGAGGCUGGAUGGACUGCGCGGGUGGACAGCUGAUGUCAACUAUUUAGCAACAAAAGAUUGCUUUUGGGACAUUAUGUUUCCUCGUCAAACAUGCUGAAGCAGAAGCACUCUACAUGGAUAUAAGCGACUGAAUUACGGACAGGUCCUCAGACGAGACGGCUUGCGUUUGAUACCGACAAAAUCACCACGUGCGCACUUCUCUAAUGGAAAGCUUCCGGUUACUAUACAUUCUGGCGCGUGCUUAAAACCACCAGUUGUCUACUACUUCCUUGAAUGAGAGCAGUGAAUGGGAAUGCCCAGCACUGAUUCAUCUCGAGCAUCUUUCCGUUCAGACGCGUAGCUGCUACUCCCGGGGCGAUGGAAGAAAGCGCUUCUGACUUCGAGAGGUAACGCAGGUUCCGCGGCCCGCCCGGAGUAAGCCAUAGCCUACGAAACUGCGGCCGAAUUUACAAAAACCAACGGACAAAACGUCCGCCAUGAUCAGCAAAGCAGCCUCUCGGUCGGCGGUCUCUCUCCCCCCGGAGCCGGUGGAGAUCAUCCGGAGCAUGGCGUGUUACCGGCGCGUGCGUCUGAACGUGGGCGGCCUGCCGCACGAGGUGCUCUGGCGCACGCUGGAGCGGCUGCCGCGUACGCGCCUCGGCAAGCUCCGCGCGUGCACCACGCACGAGGCGCUCAUGGAUAUUUGCGACGACUACAACCUGGACGAGAACGAGUACUUCUUUGACCGGCAUCCGGGCGCGUUCACGUCCAUCCUGAACUUCUACCGCACGGGAAAGUUGCACAUGAUGGAGGAGAUGUGCGCGCUCUCGUUUAGCCAGGAGCUGGACUACUGGGGCGUGGACGAGAUCUACCUGGAGUCGUGCUGCCAGGCGCGCUACCACCAGAAGAAGGAGCAGAUGAAUGAGGAGCUGCGGCGCGAGGCUGACACGCUGAAGGAGCGCGAGGGUGAGGAGCUGGAUAACGCUUGCUGCUCAGAGAAGCGCAAGAAACUGUGGGACCUGCUGGAGAAGCCCGGCUCUUCUGUAGCAGCCAAGAUAUUGGCCAUCAUCUCUAUAUUGUUUAUUGUGCUGUCUACCAUCGCUCUGUCUCUCAACACACUUCCAGAACUGCAAGACACAGAUGAGUUUGGCCAGAGCACAGACAACCCUCAACUGGCCCAUGUUGAGGCGGUUUGUAUUGCUUGGUUUACCAUGGAGUAUCUCCUUCGCUUUCUCUCUGCACCCAAUAAAUGGAAGUUUUUCAAAGGUCCACUCAAUGUCAUUGACCUGUUGGCUAUUCUUCCAUACUAUGUUACCAUCUUCCUCACAGAGUCCAACAAAAGUGUACUGCAGUUUCAGAAUGUGCGGCGAGUGGUGCAGAUCUUUCGGAUUAUGAGAAUUUUGCGAAUCCUAAAAUUAGCUCGUCACUCUACUGGGCUACAGUCACUCGGCUUCACGUUACGACGUAGUUACAAUGAACUUGGCCUGCUAAUACUCUUUUUAGCAAUGGGCAUCAUGAUCUUCUCAAGUUUGGUCUUCUUUGCUGAAAAGGAUGAAGAUGACACAAAGUUCAAGAGCAUACCUGCCUCCUUCUGGUGGGCUACUAUAACCAUGACUACAGUGGGAUAUGGGGACAUUUAUCCAAAGACAUUGUUAGGCAAGAUAAUUGGCGGUCUCUGCUGCAUUGCUGGAGUGCUGGUCAUUGCACUCCCUAUACCUAUUAUUGUGAACAACUUCUCUGAGUUCUAUAAGGAGCAAAAGAGACAAGAAAAAGCCGUCAAGAGACGUGAGGCUUUAGAACGAGCUAAACGCAAUGGCAGCAUAGUGUCUAUGAAUGUCAGGGAUGCCUUUUCCCGUGGUGCAGAGCUUCUUGAUGUGGUGGUGAUGGAGAAAGCAGAGAAGCUUCAAGACAACCAUCUUUCACCUAGUCGCUGGAAAUGGUCAUCCAAAAGAGCUGCUUCAGACACCAGUUCCAAUCACACAUUCAAUCAAGAACAGGGUUCCCCGAGCAAAGCCAGGGCCUCCAGCCCUCAGAGGCUUAAUUCACAAAAAUUAGAGGAAGUGUACAACCAGAUGACCAAGACUCAGUCACAACCCAACCUCAACACCAAAGACAGGAGUUCAAACCGAGCAGGUAACAGAAGGGAUGAGAUUGAGCUUGGUACUUUGCCAGGUCAAAGAGUUGGUCCAUUUGGUGCUCAUGAAGGAGUGGUGGAUAUGAAAAGUCUGUCCAGUAUUGACAGCUACAUCAGCUGUGCCACAGACUUCCAAGAAAAUGCACGAUUCCCUUUUAGUCCAGCAGUGUCCCUGCCAUUGUCCCUGCCAGAGAGUUCUCGUUUUUCACACAGUUCUGGAUUAUCGGGACGGGUCAGUGCUAAUCCAAGCCUUCAGACCACCAUGGAACAUGAAUCCAUGCUUACUCCACCGUGUUCAGCUGCAAAACCUCCUGAUAUAGAGGGUUCACAUCAUGGUGAAAAUCUUCUGAAAACCUGUUCUCUUAGAGUGAAUCAUCACAGUUACGGGGAUUCGAGUCCAGCUGGUGGCCUUUUAUCAGACUGCUCCGCUCCUUCAGAUCGCUCCUUGAUCAGCCCAGAAGUAUCUAUUUACACUACAGCUAGCAGCAGGACUCCACCAAAAACUCCAGAGGGAGUUGCACUUACACCCACCAUUUUUACAUUUCACGAUUCCUCUAUCAACAGGUACAUUGAUGCUGAUACUGAUGAUGAAGAACAUCUCAGAGAAAGCAGUCCAUCAGACCGUCUGCUUGGAGGUCUGGGAACCAAGCCUCAUCUAAAUAUUAGUUACCAGAGGGGCACCAACCACUUGGAGGCAGCACAGAGGCUGUUGGGUCAGAACUGUCGAUUCCCACUGGGAAACAAUUCAAGUGGAAGUCAUGAUAAUCAUUUGGCAUUAGAUGCGUUCCACAGAUGUAGAGGUGGCAAAGGACGUUCUAACACCUUUGAUGAAGGCCUCUAAGACAUUUGACUGCAUUUAGUGACUACAGAGAUUAAAGACCAUGGAGGGAGGCAAAGGCAAAUGAGAUAGUAAACCUGAAUGCUCAGUGCAGUGUCCACAAUUGUACCACAGUUCAUUUUUCUUCCUGUCUCUCUCUACUUUUGUGUCUUUGCUGCAUUAGUGUUAGGUAGCCUGUACUGGCAAACCCAAAGGUAAACUGAAAACAAAAUUGACUAAUCUGACAUGAUUAGUUUUGUGCAGUCAAGUAGGAAUGAAAAAAAAAAAAAAUCAACACUUAACGGACAGAAAAAAUCUGUAAAGUACAGACAGGGACAGUCAUUCACUGCCAAAGUCAUCCAGCCAUUGCCCAGAAUCCACUUUCAUGAUUAGGCUUUAGACCAAGCAAGUUAAAAUUACAAUGUUUAUGAGAGCAACCCAAUCCCAAUCCCUAUAAAGAAACUAGCCUUACUUAAUUGCAGGUAUGAAUGUCUGAACAGCAACGAUGCCUGAGUGUGUGAAUGGGUUCAAUACGAGGAGUUUGUCUUUACGGUAAUAUGUGAUGUUUUACAUUUCUGCACACACUCUUAAAGUUGUACACAUACAGUGUAACUGAUUUAUUUUUAUAUAGACUUGAACAUUGUAGAUAUCUAGAAAUUUAACCAUUUAUUAUUAUCGAUUGUGUUGGGCCAGUCAAUUGUGUAACAACCAUAAUGGACAUUUACACUGUGGGGAUGCAAGCUUGCUUAAGUCAUUGUUGUCUUUAUUCUGUUUUAUUAAUGCCUUAUUUUAUUUUGCACUGGGCAAAUUAGCAAAAAUAUUUAUUUUAUAAAGAUGACUGGCCACAAAGUAGCAUCUAAUCACUAUUAUUGCAACUAGGAAUGCCAAAUCCUGGGUCAGCCUAUUGAAAAAGUUCUGGUCAGAUGAUUGCAUUACCUUUCAUACUUGUCUAAUAGAAACUAAUAUGUAGUAUGAAUUCUAUUUCUACUUAUACGAUAUUGCUAAGAGUGUGUGGAUACCUGGCCACUAUGGAAAUAUGUGGGUCUUCCACAAACUGCUGGCAAAGUUUGAUCCCUACAAUUGUCUAGAAGGUCUUUGAAUGUUUUAGGAUUAAGAUUUCCCUUUACCUGAGCUAUGGCGUCUAAUUCAAACCUGUUCUAGCACGACAAUGCACCUGUACACAAAACGAGGUUCAUAAAGAUAUGGAGUGCCAAGUUCGGUGUGGAAGAACUUGUGUGAUCUAAAGAAGGAUUUGAUCUCAACAAUCACCUAUGUGUUUUUUGUUGGAUUGGAACGUUUACUGCGAACCAGACCUCCUCAAUCGACAUCAAUGCCAGAGCACAUUAAUGUUCUUAUGGAUGAAUGGGCAACAAAUCUACAUAGACACAGUCCAGAAUAUUUUAGAGAAACAUCCAAUAAGAUUGAAGAUUAAUAUAACAGCAAAGAGGGGUCUUUUGGAAUGGAAUGUUCCAAAAGCAAAUAUGGGGCUAACGGUCAGGACAUCACAUUUUUAUAGUAUGUAUAUAUGGUAAACACAAGCCAUUGUCAACCACUGUGUUACACAUCUUGCUAAGAUAUUAAACGCAUACCUUGGCAUAGACUCUAUAUGUAUUUGGAUCUGUACUGAAGGGAUGAAAAGCAAAAAUCUUCCCACAUUUGGUGUGUUGAUGAUUUUUGAUACUAGAUAAACAUAUCAAUCCAAAUCAUCCCAUAGGUGUUCAAGUGGGUUGAGAUAUGAUAAAUCCAUGUUGCAUACCCUGAUGUUUUGUUAAAAUGGACAUUGUCAUCCUUGAAGAGACAUGUUUUAUUUUAAGAUAAUUCAUUUGUUACGAUAUUUGUAGCAUCGCUUUCUCUGUACAAAUGAACCCGAACCAUACCAGCAAAAUGCCCCUUCAGCAUAACAGAACUACUACUUUUCUUUAAUAGGGCACCCACAUGAACUUCAAUUGCAUUAUUGUUCCUACUAGUUUGUAAGUUUCUUUCUUUUAUCACUAAUCAACAAAUACCAUUUGUUCAAUGUUUCUUGUGUAUGGGUUAAUAGGAAAUUGCUUCGUAUGUAGGCCAUAGUCAUUGGUCGAGAAUUAUUUUAUGUCUUCUUUGAUCUGAAUUCUGAAUCCCUAAGCCUUACCAAAAGACAGCAUUUCAGACUUUUGUCAGACAAAAUAUUUUUCAACCAAUCGAGUGAGUCAGACUAGCAGACAGAUGUAGCGUACCCAACUCACACAGCAGUUCCAGGGAAACCACUAGUUGUAUGUUAUAGUGCCCCUAUUAAGACGUGUGUCAAAAUGACUACCUCAAAUUCAUGUAUAUCAAAUUUGGUGUGAAGAGGCAGACUUGUUGCCCUCACUUCCUGUUUGGUCUUUGCUAUCAUAAUCAUAAGUCUGUUAAACUAGUUUUGACAAACUAAAGUUUUGACAACGCAUUAUCCUUUAAAAAAAAGUCUGAUGCUUUGAGCAAAUAUUCUUGAAGAUUUAAUAAAAUUUGUAGAUGAGAAGCUAAAAAAAGGUUUUGUACAUUGUGCAAAGUAGCUCAAUAUCUUAAUAUCAAGGGCAGAGAUCCAAACUCUAAUUAUGUUUGUUUGUUUGUUUGUAAUUAUAAAUACUGAAAUGAUAAUGCAAUUCAACCGUCCCUGAUAAUGUUUCUACUGUAAUUCUAAUGUCUCCAUGCUUAUUGGCAGAGCAUUAUUUUAUUAUGGUACAUUUGAUUUGAGUUCUGUAGUGGAUCUUUUACAGCUGUUUUUAAUAUUGAUCAAAACAACAAAUCAGAAUUUUGUCAGACACUGCAUAUAAAUAUUUUCAGUGUGAAAAUGUUUGAGGUAACAGUCAACAAACAGUGAUGACAAUCAAAACAUUGUAAAGGAUAUGAAAACAUUCAUCUCGUUCAUGGAUCAAACUGUGAUAAAAUAAUAAUCACAGAUAAAAUCAUAAAGUUUAAUUGUUUUAUCAUAUUUAAUAGAUUUAGCCUAUUUAAUACAUUGUUUUUAAUUCAGUUUUUUUUUUUUUUAAACAUAUUUUUGUCUUGUAAUAUUAUAUGACAUGGCCCAUAAAAGCUGUACUUGUGAGCUUGCUUUAAAUUUAUUUGAGUUAUUUUUAUCCAUUCUUACACAGGCAAUUGUUAGGUAGGCUAAUCAUUUGAAUAUGCAUUUGAUAAAUGUAAAAAAAAAAAAUCAGCAUUAUUUAAUUUCCAGGGAAUUUACAUAAACAAAAGCGAAAAUUGUUUAGACCCUGAGUCCUCUAAAAUCCUUUAUGGUGUUGUUUGUAGGUCUAAAGGCUGUGUGUUUUGUAAACUUUCUACCUGUCAACUUUCUAUGCUGUUGUUUCUGUAUGUGUUACAGUAUGUCAUUUGAAGCAUGUUGUACUUCUGGAGUUCUAUCUUGUUCUAUAUGUGAUAAUACUUUGUCUUGUAAUGAAAUGGGAAAAAAAAAUUGUCGAAAUGUCCGAUCCUCUUUCAGUUUCUUUCCAGCAAAAAGAAACCUUUUCCCAAUUCCCCAUUUUGACUGGCUGAACAUUGAAUAAAAUAUAAAAUCGAAAAA